AUGGCCCCGCUACCUGCUGAACGAGUCACCGCCAAUAGACCAUUCAAUUUAACUGGCUUGGACUUUGCUGGUCCUUUCUCAUGCAAAACAUCUUUAUUGAAACGCACACAAACAACAAAAGGUUAUCUGUGCAUAUUUGUAUGUUUGACCACCAAAGCUACUCAUCUAGAGUUCCUGUCCUCGAUGUCUGUCAACAACUUCAUCGCCGCUCUACACCGAUUUAUUGCCCGCAGAGGUGCGCCGCACACUCUGUUUUCAGACAACGCUAAGACUUUCACAUCCGCCGCAAGAAAAAUGUAUGAGUUAGAAAAACUCUUGAAGACGAUGCCCUCUGAAGUGAAGUGCUUUCUGUCUAACUACGGCAUAAACUGGAAGUUCAUCCCCCUUAUGCUCCGCAUCAAGGAGGCAUAUGGGAAGCCGCCGUCAAAUCCGCCAAAACACUGCUACAACCGCUGUAUUGGGGACACAGCUCUUACAUACGAAGAGUAUGACACCAUUUUCGUUAGAAUUGAAAGUAUUCUAAAUAGUCGACCGCUUACAGAAUUGUCCUCUGAACCUGCUGAAGCUGCCUCCGUGCUCACUCCCGGGCACUUCCUAAUUGGUAGACCUCUUACCGCACCACCGCAACCCAUAGAGACGAAGGAACUAUUGGUCGCACGCCGCUGGAGACUUACAAACCAAUGA
Nilaparvata lugens (brown planthopper) is the source of this 684-nucleotide messenger RNA. RefSeq lists its product as uncharacterized. Gene Ontology annotation, molecular function: nucleic acid binding. Gene Ontology annotation, biological process: DNA integration. The record is from RefSeq and is a predicted model, not a curated record. The transcript has a single exon. NCBI's taxonomy places the organism in Eukaryota, Metazoa, Arthropoda, Insecta, Hemiptera, Delphacidae. The coding region runs from base 1 to 684 and encodes 227 amino acids.